AAAACUCGCUCUGCGGCACAAGCUCUUCGUCCGCGGAGCCAUUUCUUUCUCCUUCUCUUCGCCUCUUCGAGCACUGAGAUAUAUAGAGAGAAGAAGGAUGGUUUUGAGAUAUACAGAUAUCAGAGAGGACAUCAUCUUUUGGCUCUUUUGGUUUUGAAUUCAAAGCUGCUGUGAGAAUUGAUCUUAGAAACCUUUCACCAGAGAUAAGCAAGGUAUUCAUUGAAUUUUAUUUUUUUUUCAUUUUUUCCAUUUUCUUUCCAUUUACUAACUGCCAAUAUAAUGGAGAUUUUGUCAUUUCACUUGUAUUUUCUUGUCUGAUUUGAUCGUAUUUGCCAAAUUUUAGGUGUUUAGUCUUUUCUUUCAUUAUAGUAUUUUAUUCUUUUAAAGCUGAUGUCAUAGUUUCUUAUUGUCUUGGAACUUGUAACUAUCUUUCAUGGAAGAAGGUGGUGGUGGUUGCCGGAGGCUCUCGCUUUUGGACGAAAUGUCUGCAUUUGAGAGAAGAGACCUUGCCGGCUUGACUUUGGAUGCCGUGUUGAACUCUGCCUAUGAGAAACAACCACCGGUGAUCGUUUCUCCAACGCCUGCUCAGGUGAACAGAAGUCUUUUGGACAUAAUCCGCAACGAAGAGCGUCAUGGUUCCUUAUUUGGCCACAAGGACAAAAGCUGGAAAGCAUUCAGAGAGCGCCUUCGCCAGAAGCGCGCCGGUUCUGCUUGGACCUCCUCCGUCCCUAUCCCUGCCUCUGAUAUUCCUAUCCAGAAUAACAAUUAUAAUUUUAACAAUGGUACUAAUCAAAGAUCCUUCAUGUGCCGCCGCAAUUCGGCGCGUUUCACAACCGUUUCCUCCCCCACAUCGGGCGAGUCGAUUCAGACGGAUGACUCCAGACAGCAAAUGUCUCGCUGGGGCUCCUCCCGGUGCCGUUCACCUACACCGUCCGAGUCUACGGGGUUAGAUGGAUCAUCUAUGCACGCUCUCGCGGUGGGAGAUGGACUUCCAUCACGGAGUUUCAUGCCGCAAAUGUCGCCGCACAAUUGCCCCGACCUACUCCAAGACAGCGACGAAGAGCAUCGAGGAGCGGCAUUGGCGAGCGAGGGAAUGUUCUCGGCGAGGGAGGCAGUAGUGGCACAGGAAGCGGCGGAGGCAGCUGCUCAAGCAGCGGCUGCAGCUGCGUCUGAGGACGAGGAAGCGAGCGGCCCAACAAAUGAAGGGACGGCGGAGGCGGAACCAGCGAAGAUGUCAUUACUGGACUUGUUGGAGGAGACAGACAGGGAGAUGGGAUUGGUGGGGUCGAGUUACACUGUGGGAGAUAAGAACCGGGAAUGCUACGAAGAGGAAGAAGGUGAUGAUGAUGAUGAAGCGGACGGUGGGAUAGAGCACACAUGCUGCGUGUGCAUGGUUAGGCAUAAGGGUGCGGCAUUUAUCCCCUGUGGCCACACCUUUUGCAGACUAUGCUCAAGAGAGCUUUGGGUCCAAAGGGGUAAUUGCCCUCUAUGCAAUGGGUUCAUUUUAGAAGUUCUUGAUAUUUUUUAGUUUUUUUUUUCCCUUUUUAAUUUCCAAUCUUAUCUACAAUCACAAUAAAUUUCAAAUUCAUAGAAGCAUCUUUUUUUUU
Molecule: messenger RNA, 1607 nt
Organism: Manihot esculenta (cassava)
Lineage: Eukaryota; Viridiplantae; Streptophyta; Magnoliopsida; Malpighiales; Euphorbiaceae
Exons: 2
Coding region: 434-1528 (364 amino acids)
Source: RefSeq, a predicted model, not a curated record